AUGGAUGCUGACAAAACAUCCGAAAAUGAAUUGUCUUUAACUACAAGUGAUAGUUUUUGGGAGAUUGGAAAAUAUCAUCGAGUUGUUAAGCGAUGCGAUGAUGGAAAUAAAUUAACAACCGAUUUAAUGAGUAUGAUAACGGAACGUGCUGAAUUAGAAAAACAAUUUUCAAAAAUGUUAAAAAAUUGGUCAAAAAAAUGGUCAGAUUAUGUACAAAAAUCAUCAGAAUUUGGCACAAUGUUAACCGCCUGGAAAGCAGUUAUGAAUGAAGCUGAUGGAUCAGGUGAUUUACAUUUGAAUGUGCAUGAUGAACUACAAUCAGACGUUAUUCCGACAAUAAAACAAUGGCAAAAAACGAAAUAUGUCAAAUCAAUGAUGCAUAUUAAACCAACAAAAGAUUUUGAAGAAGAAUUUAAACGAGCACAAAAACCCUGGGCAAAAUUAUAUACAAAAGUUGAUAAAUAUAAACGUGAAUAUCAUACAGCAACAAAAAAUUUAAAAAUGGCCGAAACACAAGAGAAUAAUUCAAAAUUAGAUGCUGCUGUGACACUUGAGCAAAAACAAAAAGCAACAGACAAAGUUGAUAAAUGUCGAAAAGAAAAAGAAGGAGCUAAACAAAAAUAUACGGAAGCUAUACAAGAAUUAAAUCGAUAUAAUCCAAAAUAUAUGGAUGAUAUGAAUGAAGUAUUUAUGAGAUGUCAAGCUUUCGAAAAAGAUCGUUUAACUAGUUUUCGAGAUUUUAUUGGUAAAACUCAAAAAUGUCUCGAUUUAAGUAGUCGCCCUCAAUUACCAACUAUAGUUCAACAAUUUUCUCAAUCAAUAAAAAGUAUGGAUGCGGAUACAGAUCUGAGAGUGUGGUCAGAUACUAAUGGUGCAGGAAUGAAAAUGAAUUGGCCAAUAUUCGAAGAUCAUGUACACGUAUUUUCCGAGAUGAAUCAUCAUCGUCUUCCAUCUCAAUCAGCUACACUCAAUCAUAACAAUAAACAUUUAUCAACAACCACUACAUACUGCUCCCAUUGUAAUGGAAAUAAUAACCAUAGGAAUAAUAGCGGUACAAACAAUAACUGUGAUAUUGAUGAGAGAAAUAAGAAGCGUUUAUCCAAAGUACAUUUAUCAAACGUUGUUAGUCAACGUAGUUUACAUCUACGUCAUCCAACCAUUCAUUUAUCAUCGUAUGAUAAUCGAGUAUUAAUUGAUUCAUAUGCAACAAUAAGACGUUCAAUACGUCGAACAGGACAAAUGGCUUAUGCAGCUGUAACAAGAGUUCGUGAUUUGGCAAGUACAACAACAACAACAACAAUAAAUGGAAUUAAAACUGAUCAAGAAGAAUAUUCAGAAACUAAUCGUACGUUAUCUCGUCGUGGAAAAGGUGAUAUUGAAAAAGAUCCCGUUAUAAUGACGGCAAUUCGACCAAAUCAGACAACAUCUGUUGGUCAGCAAUUGUCAACAACAUCUUCAAAUGAAAGUUAUGGUCGUGCUUCCGUAAAUAAUGCUGCAUUCAAUGAAGGAGAUUUUUCUCCGUGUAUAUCAUCCUCAACACCAUCAUCACCUUAUCUGAGUGGGACUAAUCAUGGUUCUGCUAAUAUGACAACAAAUCCACUAUCAUCCUAUAUGAAUACGGAUACGAUACCGCAACCUAACACAGGUUGGGCAUCGUGGUCCAAUGAAGACACUAAAACUGUGACAGCACAAACUGCACAGGCAGUUUCUCCAAAGUAUCCGGAUGAAAAAAAUCCUUUCGAUGACAAUAGUGUUUCAUCAUCUGCCUCAUCUGAUCCGGCUUAUUCAACCACCAAUGGUGGUGGAAAUUCAUCAUUACAAUCAUCUUUGCCACAACAACAUCAGUCAAUUCAACAAACUCCAUCCUAUCCACAAACGGUAAAUCCGUUUUAUGAUGAUGAUGAAGAUGAAUCUUUGCCACCGCAAACAUCAUCGCAUAUGUCUGAAGGUGUCACUGUUCGAGCACUGUAUGAUUAUGAUGCACAAGAACAAGACGAACUUUCAUUCAAACAAGGCGAUCUAUUUACUAAACUUGAGGACGAAGAUGAUCAAGCUGUUGUUAAAUCAUCAUUAUAUCAAAUGAUACUUACAACCUUUGGUGAUAGUGGCAAAGCGUAA
Didymodactylos carnosus is the source of this 2118-nucleotide messenger RNA. The record is from the annotation of a GenBank genome assembly. NCBI's taxonomy places the organism in Eukaryota, Metazoa, Rotifera, Eurotatoria, Philodinida, Philodinidae.